Vitis riparia (riverbank grape) is the source of this 958-nucleotide messenger RNA. Its product is annotated as actin-depolymerizing factor 1-like. The record is from RefSeq and is a predicted model, not a curated record. NCBI's taxonomy places the organism in Eukaryota, Viridiplantae, Streptophyta, Magnoliopsida, Vitales, Vitaceae. The transcript has 3 exons. Gene Ontology annotation, molecular function: actin filament binding. Gene Ontology annotation, biological process: actin filament depolymerization. Gene Ontology annotation, cellular component: actin cytoskeleton; cytoplasm. Bases 112 to 531 code for a protein of 139 amino acids.
CGAAUAAAAAGGCUUCCUCAGCUAAGUCCUCGUCAUCGGAGGCUCUCUAUAUUGUCUACAAACGCUAGAUCCUCUCAAGUCUCGGUCCUCGUCGUCGAUCAUACAGCGAAAAUGGCCAAUGCAGCAUCAGGUAUGGCUGUGCAUGAUGAUUGCAAGUUAAAGUUCUUAGAACUGAAGGCAAAAAGAACUUACCGCUUCAUAGUUUUCAAGAUCGAGGAGAAGCAAAAGCAAGUUGUUGUUGAAAAGGUUGGUGAGCCUGCUCAAAGCUACGAAGAUUUCACUGCAAGUCUUCCUGCUGAUGAGUGUCGAUAUGCUGUCUAUGAUUUUGAUUUUGUGACCGAAGAGAAUUGCCAGAAAAGCAGGAUUUUCUUCAUUGCAUGGUGUCCUGAUUCAUCAAGGGUCAGAAGCAAGAUGAUUUAUGCAAGCUCCAAAGACAGAUUUAAGAGAGAGCUUGAUGGGAUUCAGGUGGAGUUGCAAGCAACCGAUCCAACUGAGAUGGGCCUUGAUGUUAUUAGAAGCCGUGCCUGCUGAAUAUGAACUGUAGUCAUUGCGAUGAAGCAUCUCUCCAGGCAGUCUUAUUUUGAGUGAGAAAUGUUUAUAGUUUGUGGGAUGGUGAACUUGGAUAGACAUGAUAUUGGUUUCCAAGUUCUACAGAAUAGUCUCUUUUAUUCAUCUUGAACAUCUGUGUUUUUCGGUAUAUCAUGUGAUUUCUUAUUUGUAGAACCUAUGCAUCGAGUGUCUCCUUGUAGUCUGAUGUCUACAAGCUAAUAUGUAACAGUUUGUGGGGGGUUAGACGACACCUUUAGUUUGUUUUCAAAUUUUAAAUUCAUAUUUGACCCUCUUUUAUCUUUCUUGAGUGCUAAAAAAUGGCAUGCUGUUAUGCCUUGCCAGUGGCUGGUUUGUUGCUGUGUUUGAUGUUCAGAUAAAUAUAUUGAGAGGACUAAUAUCCGUUCUUCCA